GUGGUCUGCCCAAUGGGCCUCUUCUCCUUCUCUGGGCUCGGCCCACUUUUCAAUUCUGUAACGGCACAGAGGAGAUCCUCCUCGCGCCCUUCACUCAUUCCUUCUUCCUCUUCGAACGGGAGAACAACUCCGCCUCGCCUUCCAGACUCGCUCGGUUUCUGGAGCAAUCCAUUCUUUUUCACAGGCUCCUCACAAGGCAAGGUCAUCCCGAAGAUCUUUGCUCCCCAUCCGCUCCUGCCACUAGCAAUCGGAGGCUCCAUCUCCCGCUACUCGUUUGCGCAUACAAGGUUCCACAUUCUUCAAGAAAAGGCUCUGUCGAUAAUCGAUCGCCAAGAAAAGGUCCUCCGAAAAAUCUUUGAUCACCAUCCGCUUCUGCCACAGUCAGAGGCUCGUACCAAUUCCAGGACUACUCCGACCACUCGAUCUCCGAUACAAGGUUGCAUAAUCAUCAAGAAGAGGCUCUUACCUUCCAGGACUCCCAGUACUCAUCUCCAAGACAAGGUUGCACGAUAAGAAAAAGUUCCAGGAGCUAUUCAGUACUUGAUCGUCAAGAACAGCUCAGUCCUCAAUCAUAGCAGGAUGGAGCCUCUGUAUAUGAAGGACUUCUUGAAGCACAACUUUUCGCUUCGAUGUCAAAAAGAUCGUUAUUGUUUUGGCUGUCAACUCGCUUUCUGUUCACAUUGUUGUCCAAACCACGAGGUCCAUCACCCACCACACACAAUGCUGAAAAUAGCACGGAUUAGGUUCAUCGGUGGCCAUGUCAUGAUAAGUGCUUUAGAUAGCAAAGGUGUUGGUUAUGAAUGGCGACGCAUACAAUGGCUGCGCUUUCAUGGUGAUCGGUGGAUGCAUCUGCAACGUCCUCAAGAUCCAGUUCCUUACGACCAAUAUCCACACACAUGCAUCGCUUGUGGGGACAAAAGAAAGUCAAAUUUUGAUUUCUGUGCUAUCUCAUGCCAAGUGCAACAUGACCCUAAUGCUAAUGGGACCAUUCAAGCCGCAAAUCUUCUCGCAGCUGGUUGGUUGGAUAUGGACUCUGAUACCUAUUGCACCCGUUGCCGCAAGGCCUUCCCUACAGCGUACUGUGAUUCGCACGUGGAAGUUCACCAUCCGAAUCAAGUCGCUGCCACCAUUGAGGUGUUCCACCAGGACGGCUGGUUUUUGGUCCAUGCUAAUCAACUAGUUAUUGCUCCUGCUACGUUUGAGGGCAUACUGCUUGUCGAGGUGGAUGGAGUGGCGAUGCACCCCAUCCGCAGCCGGCCACUGCACCAGCAGGUACCGCCCGUAGCUGACGGGAUGCACCCAUGCGCCGGUCCAUGCUACGAGGGUAUUCCCCUCGGAGCGCAGUUCUGCUCUAUACUUUGCCGGAAACUUGUCGAAGCUUAGGAGAUGAGGAAUGCUGGUAAGCUGCUGAGGAACUUGAGCAACAAGGAGCUGGUAAGCUGCAGAGGAACUUGAGCAACAAGGAAGCAAGGAAAGCAUUAGGUGUAGGCUUUAUACAAACAUCUCAUGUCGAUUCUUCACGGUAAACUGUAAAUGGUUACCAUGCCGUGUUUCUGAUCGCGAAACGGUGUAGGCUAUGCUCGAAUGGUACUUGAUCACGAACAACAGUGUGGAUACAUCAGCUUGUAUAAUUCAGAACCUGAUGUAACAUUGGCGGCCGGGCCCUGUAGUGGUCAGUCAACCCUUGUACUCUUAGGCAU
This is a messenger RNA of Lolium perenne, 1700 nucleotides long. RefSeq lists its product as uncharacterized. The record is from RefSeq and is a predicted model, not a curated record. Lineage: Eukaryota; Viridiplantae; Streptophyta; Magnoliopsida; Poales; Poaceae.